GCGUGUAUGUAUAUGUACAUUUUAUACUUUGAUCGAUAUGCGAGCUGCUCAAGAGUUUCGAAAUAAAUUGCUGAAAUAAUUACGUUCUACGAUUUGUUUGCUUUUUUACGAUUAGUGAUAUUUACACGGUCUCUUGCUCCAACUACAUAAGCCAGAUAAUUUUUUUUCGUGAAACGUCAACCGGUUAGUUUGUGAUCUUCGUUUUGUCAUUUUGACACAUUCUUUCUCAAAAGAAACUCCAAACAUUGAUACCGCAACAAUUUAGAUACAGCAAGAAAAGUAAAAUUUAAUUUAGUUACACAACUUCAAGAUCAACAGAAUGGUUAGUAAACCUGACAAUAAUGAAACGGUCACCGAUAAGAAACGCCGCAAGACGAGCAGUUCCAACGCCACGGAUAAUUCUGCAUCGAGUGCAAAAACUUCGAAGGAAGAUGUUUACAUGAACACGAUCGCCUUUGAAGAACAGGAAGCCAGCAAACGUUCGCCGGUUAAAGAUGCCAAUCUUUUCCACGCAACGUGCGACGAACUGCGAACGAUAUUUGGGGACAUAGCUAAACUGAAGGCAGAUAAUUCGGAAGAUGCCAAGACGAAAAUUGCAGAUAAAAGGAUCGAAGGGUCGUUGGCGUUCGUGCUAUUGAAAAAAUUGAAUCGUCUCGACAAAGUGCGCAUUCGUGAGGGUCGUGAUGCGUUGCACAAAGAGAAACUGCGUGUCGACAGCAAUCGGUUGCAGCUGCAAAACUUAUUGUAUGAAGCCGAGCAUUUAAAACGUGAAGUACAGCGGUGCUAUAUGUUCAAGAGUCAAGACGAAGAGAUCGAGCUUGUGCCGGUGGAAGAGUUUUACCAACAAGCUCCAGAAUCAGUGUCUCGGCCAGAAACCACGAAGACAGACGAACAUGCGCGCCGCAUUGCCAGGUUGGAAUGGGAACUGCAGCAACGGAAAGAACUGGAUGCCCAUUUAAAAGAACUAUUAACUUUAAAACAAGCCGUCGAAAAAGAUAUUAUCGCCAAAACUGCGCGACUGGAUUCAUUGGGACCACGGCUAAGAGAUUUACUGAUCGCAACCAGGCCACUGCAGGAAGCACUCGAAAUGCCUGUUGAAAAAGGCUGGAAGAUACGCAAAACGGUGCGAUUAUUGCCACAGCCGUUGUAUCUUCUUUAUGCGAAUGUCACUGCUUAUGGAGAAGCUUGUGAUAAUUUUCUCGUAACAUCGAUACAAGGUGACGAAGAGGAAGCAAAACAAAUGGCUGCCGCUAUUAACUCGUAUGAAUCGGAAACCCACUGUGGCAGUGAUUCUGGUAACAAUUCACGCGAUCGUGCUGAUUCGGACAAUGACGAAAACGAGCAUGAAGUACACCGUGGCAUGAAAAAACGUCAUCAUCGAGGGCACAUCAAGACAAAUCUGGAUGAACAGCGGCGUGAGAAACUGUUGAAACCACAUCCGCUUAGCGUAACGAUAACGAUCCGCGCAAAGGAUUGUCCUACGGAGUUGUCCACCGAUCAUCUGUCUGGACCAGGGCUUUCACUAACCUUCACGUACUUGCCAAACAUGCAGGUGGUAACAGUGAACAUUGCACUGGUAGAUUUGCAUUCAUCAGGUGUAGCAGCCGGCGACGUACUAUCUACCGAAAGCGUUCUGAACGAAUUGUUUCGUGGUGACAAAGGUGAAGAAUGUCCCAAUCCGAAGAUAAAAUAUCAGUUGCAAGAUCUGUCAAUCGAAAUCAAUCAAUUGGCGCGCAUUUUGAAGGAAAAGGAGCUGGGUAAGCCGUUCCUUUGGGCACAAAAGCUUUGCGGACUGGAGCACACCUCAACAGUUUACACAUCCGUUCGCAUCGGCCCUGAUGCUCUCGGAAAUGAGCCGCUUGAAGUAACUGAUAAGCUACAUGAAACGAUCCCCAGCAUCGUACGUUCCGUCCGAGCACGGUGGGAGGCCCGGUUAAAGCUGUACAAACAGAUUCACGAUCUAGAGACCAAAAUGAUAGACACAUCGAUCAAUGAUGAACGCGGCCAUCCAAUACGCAUCUCCAGUACCGUGCUGCAGUGGAGUUCGAUAUCUUUUGAGGAUUAUGUCUCGUCUGGGGUAGCAAAACUGUUCCUGGAGGACGGGAUGGCCACCGCUAGUGACCUCUAUUUUCGAGCGAUAGUCAUUCGUGGCUCGGCUAAACUUGAAUGCUACAUUUGUGUACCUUGUCGUUUCCCUGACAAUUCACCGUUGUGGUCUUUCUCCUUAAACUGGAAUGGAAAACAUACAUCAUCGUGCAACAGCUCAGUAAGGGAAAUGGAAUAUUGGAGCAACAGUUUGGCAGCAGCGGAACAUUCGUUUGAUAUAUUGCCGAAGCAGUUGAAACGCGCGAUGUCUUGUUUAGACAUUUACCUUGAAACUGAGGGGCCCUACUACACCCCAGCCGAGUUUACACAAGACAAAAGCUUUCUUAAACCGUUCCGCGGACGUACCAGAGCUCAACCUUUCCGAAUUGCACCGAACGGGAGCAGUUCUUUGUUUACUCAAAUUUAAAACAUAUCCUUGUGUACAAGUUUACAUUAUGUUCAGUAAUGUUCGGAUAAAGGCAUUUUCUUUCUAUAUUCCGUUUAUAAUGGUCCAUUUGUUCCGAACCAUUGAUUGAUAGUAGUGACAUCGGAAAUGAUGGUUUGCAGAUUAGUAAUUAUUGAUAUAGGAGAAUAUAAAAUAAUUACAGAAUACUAGCUUAUCGGCUAAUGUAAAUAA
This is a messenger RNA of Anopheles funestus (African malaria mosquito), 2722 nucleotides long. It is a transcript of the gene thoc5, whose product is annotated as THO complex subunit 5 homolog. Gene Ontology annotation, molecular function: mRNA binding. Gene Ontology annotation, cellular component: THO complex part of transcription export complex. The transcript is spliced from 4 exons. Gene Ontology annotation, biological process: mRNA export from nucleus; positive regulation of DNA-templated transcription, elongation. The record is from RefSeq and is a predicted model, not a curated record. NCBI's taxonomy places the organism in Eukaryota, Metazoa, Arthropoda, Insecta, Diptera, Culicidae. Bases 320 to 2512 code for a protein of 730 amino acids.